Messenger RNA from Botrytis cinerea B05.10, 1299 nucleotides. RefSeq lists its product as hypothetical. Gene Ontology annotation, biological process: mycotoxin biosynthetic process. Lineage: Eukaryota; Fungi; Ascomycota; Leotiomycetes; Helotiales; Sclerotiniaceae. The record is from RefSeq and is a predicted model, not a curated record. The coding region runs from base 347 to 1132 and encodes 261 amino acids. The transcript is spliced from 6 exons.
GUCAAAAUCGUUUCAAGGUUCCCAACUUAAUCACCUCUUUUGCUUAUCAACUCUCUUGUUCCUCAAAUGUGAUCUCGUAUUUUGACUUUUCAUAGCUGUAGAAAGAUAAAACGGAGAUAACUCGUCAUCGGAGUUCGGUGGAAUUAUGCGGAAGCACAGCUCCUAGAACCCCUCUCGAGAUAAUCCCUGAUCUUGGCUAGACUUUCAGUUAUCGCAACAUCACGGCAUUCCUUUGCAAAGACUCUCUGGCUUACACCGAGGAAUCUUAUAUCCCCAACUUCAAAAUCUACCACCCAUACACCAGUUAUUCAUCAGCGAACUUCUGGUCAAAUUUUCUGUUGCAAAGAUGUCAUUCAUAAAAGUCUUUUGGGCCGACAAGACAGCAAAGUACAUCUCUGUUGAAGACGGCUCCGAAACUGAAGAUCAGCCUACAGUGAGAAGCAGUCACUCUUCAAAAGUAUCGGUUUCUAGGCCAUUCUACUUCGCUUCCUUAUCUUUGUUUGCCAUCUUUCCGAUCCUUAUUAUCGCUCUGUUUGUACAGCAUGGUCGUCUCGCCCACGCCUACAUCAACGACGGUUUUCUCAAAGGCUUUACUACAGAGUUAGAUCCAAUCAAAAAUAUACUUUCCGAAGAAACUGUUCGUUUUACUGGCGGUCUUCAUUUCCACAAGAAUGGGACUUUAUACCGAGAGACAAUCGAAGGGGAGCCUCAGUAUGUCGGAGAACCCUCGCCAGAAAUAGAUUCAGCAUGGAAUCAACUGCUCAAAGGUCAAUAUAUGAAUCUUGUUGGAGACGAAGCCACAAGUAUGGUCGAACGGACAUGGAAAGAUGAACAUGGUAACUACGAGGUUGCUCUAGAUGUAAUGCAUACUCUUCAUUGUGUGAAUAAAGUGAGGAUGGCUCUAGACCCGGAAUAUUAUCCGAGAAAAGAAAGCCAUAGAAUCCACAGAAUGCACGUUGAUCACUGCAUCGACUAUCUUAGGCAGACUGUGCAGUGCCAUGGUGAUCUUACCCCGAUGGUUUUCAGUUGGUCAGAUGACGCUGGUAGAGUGGUUGCCGAUUGGAAAGAACCUCACACUUGCCGGAACUUUCAUAGCAUCCGCAGUUGGGCUGAAGAUCAUUUUCGACCGUGAACUCCAGCUGUUGGAAUGUGACAGAUAGGUAAUUGGUUGCAGUCUCUGCAUAUAGGAACUGUGAGGAUUUAGGUCGAGAUGUACAUUACUUCUAAAUACAAAAUUUAACACAAAGUACGCAUAUAAGAUAGACACAAAGUACACCUUGAUACAAAUAUAUAUAUACA